AUGGCACAUCCCACACAAUCAGGAUUUCAAGAUGCAGCUUCACCCCUAAUGGAGGAACUUCUACACUUCCACGACCACACCCUAAUAGUCAUUCUUAUAAUUAGCACACUAGUUUUAUACACUAUCAUCACCAUAACUUUAGCUAAACUGACAGACAUGCUUGUUCUAGACUCCCAAGAAAUCGAAGUUAUCUGAACAAUCCUCCCUGCCAUCGUCCUUACUUUUAUUGCACUCCCUUCACUACGAAUCCUCUACUUAAUAGACGAAGUCAGUGACCCUCACUUAACAAUUAAAGCAACUGGACACCAGUGAUACUGAAGCUACGAAUACUCGGACUACGAAAACCUAGAAUUUGACGCGUACAUAAUUCCAACACAAGACCUAACUCCCGGCCAAUUUCGACUCCUUGAAGCCGACCACCGAAUAGUCAUCCCCGUCGAGUCUCCCAUUCGAGCCCUCGUCUCCGCUGAAGAUGUCCUACACUCCUGAGCCCAUCCCCGCCCUGGAAUCAAAGUUGACGCAAUCCCCGGACGACUAAACCAAACAACUUUUAUGGCUAGCCAUCCAGGAGUUUUCUUCGGUCAAUGCUCUGAAAUCUGCGGAGCAAACCAUAGCUUCAUACCAAUUGCCAUUGAAGCUGUCCCCCUCCCACACUUUGAAAACUGAACCUCUCUAAUGAUUGAAGACGCCU
Solea senegalensis (Senegalese sole) is the source of this 691-nucleotide messenger RNA. The record is from the annotation of a RefSeq genome assembly. Lineage: Eukaryota; Metazoa; Chordata; Actinopteri; Pleuronectiformes; Soleidae.